ACUUUUUAGAACCAAUUCGCUCGUAAUUAACAAGCUAUUAACGAAUAUCGGAAGUCGGCACAUUCAUGGCUGUAUUACUGUCCGCUUUUAUUUUUUUAAAGCAUUAGUGGAGCUCACGUAUGUACGCAUAAUCUGGCACAGCGCGCGAAAGUGGAAUGAGGAGUUUCCCGGUGCACCUAGUGCCCGGCCUGGUGGCAUUGUUACUCCGUGCCGCGGUAUUGAUUUGAAUGCGCAAUGUCAAAUAACGAUAGUCGGAAAUGCGGACGUUGCUUCUCGUGACUCGCCACGUAUCGUAACGAAGCUAUUGUUCCCGAGAUUAUCGCGACGAAGGAAAAAGUGUGGGGCGAGACGAAAAUUGGAAAACAUGGUUGGACCAAAUGUCUCCUUGUGACUAACCGUUCCGGAAGGUGGGACAACCUCUAUACAGGGCGCAUCCUUCAGGACACCUUCCGAACACGAACGUGUAAAUACGGAACUCGCAACGCUUUGUAAGGUGUACCCUGUGAGCCCUGUAACAGGGCCAGGUGCAGCAAGAUCCGUAUGGGAACUAAGUCCAGAUCCUGACAUGGUCAGGCAUCUACCAAAUACUCUAAUUUCCAGCACCACCCAGCAGAACCAUGGAUCUGCUAAAAGCACUGAUCUACAGACAAGAAAUGGCCCUGAUGAUAAUAUUUAUGCGGAUGAACAUACCUCGGGUCAAACACCAUCGGAUGAAACAAAACAGAUGUUUAAACUUCUAAGAUCUGGCAAAAUUGGAGCUGUCGAUGAGCUGGUAGAAAAGAAUGGUCUAAGCGUAUUGAGUGCAAGGGAUGAAUGGGGAUAUACUCCUGCCCAUCGGGCCGCUUUAGAUGGAAACAUUGAAGUAAUGAGAUAUUUAAUAGAACGUAAUGGACCGGUUGAUCUAUCUUGUCUUGGAACCCAGGGACCAAGGCCGAUACAUUGGGCAUGCCGAAAGGGCCAUAGUGCAAUAGUUCAGUUAUUGUUGAAGGCAGGAGUUGCCGUUAAUGCAGCAGAUUUUAAAGGUUUAACGCCUCUGAUGACUGCCUGUAUGUUUGGGAAAUUUGCAACAGCGGCAUUUUUAUUGGGAUCCGGCGCAUUGGGACAUAUAACGGACAUAAAUGGCGAUACCGCGCUUCAUUGGGCUGCGUACAAAGGCCACGUGGAAUUAAUAAGACUACUUAUGUACAGCGGAGUAGACUUGCAAAAACCAGAUUAUUUCGGAUCCACGCCGCUACAUUUAGCGUGUCUUUCUGGCAACGUCAGCUGCGUGAAAAUAUUGUGCGAAAAGAGUAAAAUUGAAUUGGAACCGCGCGAUAAAAAUGGUAAAACACCAUUGCAAUUAGCGAAAAGUCACAGACACUCGGGAAUUGUAAGAAUACUCCAAGCUGAACAGAAACGAAGGGCUAGAUGGAUACCACCUAUCAACGAACUUUGGGCGCUACUAUUUGGGGGAGCUGGAAACAGUAAAGGUCCUAUAUUACUGUUCAUGAUAUCUGUUCUAUUGUGGGGAUAUCCAAUUUAUCUAUUAAAAUGUAUCCCAUUAACGUGGAACCUUUUACGCGGCAGCCAUUAUUGCUUUAUUUAUUGGAAUACUGUUAUGUGGAUUUCAUGGAUUGUAGCAAACAGGAGGGAUCCUGGCUAUGUACCACAAAACAGUGACACCUACUAUAGGGCAAUUAAACAAAUUCCAUGUUUUGAUAAAUGGAAAAAAAGGAAUGUAUUAUUAUCUCGAUUGUGUCACAGUUGUAGAUGCUUCAGACCUUUGAGAGCUAAACACUGCAGAAUAUGUAACAGAUGCGUCACAUAUUUCGAUCAUCACUGUCCAUUUAUAUACAAUUGCGUGGGUUUAAGAAAUAGGAUGUGGUUUUUCCUUUUUGUUAUGUGCGUAGCAAUAAAUUGUUCGUUUACAAUUUACUUUGCUUGUUACUGUAUGGCGAUCGAAGGAAUCCAAUUAUUAUAUGUGCUAGGUGUAUUAGAAGCUUUGGUCUUCUGUGGACUUGGAUGGAUUUUAACAUGCACCUCGGUGCUACACGCGUGUAUGAACUUGACCACGAAUGAAAUGUUUAAUUACAAAAGGUAUUCGUAUUUAAGAGACAAGAAAGGCAGAUAUUUGAAUCCAUUUAGCAGAGGUCCUGUUCUUAAUUUCAUUGAAUUCUUUCUUUGUCCACCAAACCAUCAAGCAAACGACCCACAAAAUUACCAUAUACUAUCAGAAGAUAUCAUGUAAGAUAUUGAAAUGUUGUGAUCACUAUUUUACAGCAGUGUUGUACUUGUAGAAAAUGUAAAAAUAUUAAUCAUGCAACUGAUACUAUUUUUCGGAAUAAUUGCAACAUAUG
Messenger RNA from Colletes gigas, 2336 nucleotides. It is a transcript of the gene Patsas, whose product is annotated as probable protein S-acyltransferase 23. The transcript has 10 exons. Gene Ontology annotation, cellular component: Golgi membrane. Gene Ontology annotation, biological process: protein palmitoylation. The coding region runs from base 566 to 2227 and encodes 553 amino acids. Lineage: Eukaryota; Metazoa; Arthropoda; Insecta; Hymenoptera; Colletidae. Gene Ontology annotation, molecular function: protein binding; palmitoyltransferase activity. The record is from RefSeq and is a predicted model, not a curated record.